UGAAAGGAAAGACAACACUGACAGCUGAUUUUGAAUAUAACAGAAAUUUUGUCUUUAGCGCAAAUUAUUAGCAUUUGCAAAACGGUAUUGAUAGCACGUGUGGCGUCAUUCGGCUUUUUUCAUUAUUAAUUUGUUGUAUUAUAUUAAAAUAUAUUGAAUAAGUUUAAUUUAAGUGUAAUGGAGACUGGGCGUGUUACUCCGUCGCGUGUGACACGUUCACAGCAUAAGCAUCUUCAGUCAGAAAGUGAUAAUUCAAGUAGACCUGGUACACCCGUUUCAACACAGAGCUUAGAUAUAUCACCAAAAGAUACUGGUCUACGACGUACCACACGUAGAUUAUCCACUUCGACUCCUUCCAAGCUUAUGGGAAAGUUAGUUAAAGAAGGAACUCCUGAAGUAAGUACACCUUCAAAAAGAAUUACACGUAGAAAUAGUACUUCAAUUAUUGAAGUUGACGUGCAGAAAUCAGUGAAGACACCUAAAUUUCCUACGCUUGCAGAGGAAGAUGUGAAUUCUGAAAAACCAAAAUAUGGAGAGAAGACACGUAGAAAAUCUAUUUCACCAAAGCUUCGAUCACAGAGUGACAAAAUUAGUGCAACUACCAGUAGAUUUACGCGUAGUGCACUAAAAAUCGAAGCUGAGUCGAAAAUUAAAACAAAUAUAUCAAAAAAAAAGGAUAGUCCAUUAAAAAGAAAAGUAUAUAGUAACGAUGUUGAGGACUCGGAAGUGGAAAUUAUAAACAUUAACACCGAUGAGGAUAGCCAAUCCAGUGUAAUUGACGUGAAAAUAGAUAAAAAUGCUAAAAAGACUAUUAAAGGUAAGAAGCAAAAAACUUCUGAUGAAGACAAAAAAGAUAUAAAAAAAAGUGAAGUUGUUAAGAACAACGUAAAAGAUACUGUUAAAUCCACAGAAGAAGAAGAAGAAACUAAAGAUAUGAAAAAGCCCGAUUCAAUUGCGAACGAUAAAAAUUCAAUCAAUAUAGAAGAAGCAGCAAUUGAGCAACCGGUAGAAAAAAAAGUUUACGGCGAAGAAAUAGAUUUAACAGAAGACAAUGAAAAUAGCUUCAAAGCAGAUGAAAAUCAAUCUAAAGAAAAAUCAAAUAAAGUAUUUCAUAACGAAAGUGGAGAAGUAAAAAUAAAAGUUGAACAUAAUGAAAGUGAUGUUGAAAUGAUUGAGAUUGAUGAAGGAGUCGUUGGUAUUGAUAUUAAAAAAGAACAAGAAGACGAGUUUAAAAAUAUUGGAAAUGAUGAUAAAGAUAUAGAAAUGAUUAAGGAAAAUGUUGGCGAGCAUAAAAAAGAAAAUAACAAAAUAAACGAUACAAUCAUGACUAAUAAUGUAGUCAUAAAUGUAACUAAUACAGAUGCAGCUAUAAUCAAUGGUAAUAAAAACAUAGAUCCAAAUACUGAGCCGCAAGCACUUAAUAAAAGUUUAAAUGAAUUAAAUGUAAACAAAUCAUACAAUGAUGAUGUUGAAAUUAUUUCCCAUGAUUUGGUGAUUAAAGAUGUAUUAGUGAAUGAAAUUGUGAGUGACAGUAAAGUGUCAAAUGCAGAUCUUAAUAAAAACAAUAGCAUUUUGGAGGCACGUAACAUUCAAGUGCCGAAUUCAGAUCUUAAAAAUGACAAUAAUAUUUUUGAAUCAAGUAGUAUUGAUAUGCCAAACACAGAUCUUCAGAAGAACAACAGCAUUUUGGAAACAAGUAAUAUUGAAAUGCCAAACACAGAUCAGAAGAACAAUAGUAUUUUGGAAGCAAGUAAUAUUGAAGUACCAAACACAGAUCUUCAAAAGAACAAUAGCAUUUUGGAAGCAAAUAAUAUUGAAGUAACAAACACAGAUCCGCAAAAGAACAAUAGCAUUUUGGAAGCAAGUAAUAUUGAAGUACCAGACACAGAUCUUCAAAAGAACAAUAACAUUUUGGAAGCAAGUAACAUUGAAGUAGAUCUUGAACAAAACGAAAGUACUUCAAAUGAAAAUGAUUGUGAAAAUGAUUUAAAUAUACGUAAUGUUAGUUUAAAAUUAAAUGAUAUGAAAAAAACAUUAAAUUCUAUUAAAAUCAAUUCACCUUGUACUGUACCGAUACAACAAACUUCCAAACCGUCAACACCCCUAAGUACUAUGAAAAAAUUAAAGGUAAUGAUAACUGACGUAAGAACUUUAGAAUCAACAAGUCCAGAUCCUAAAAUAAAUGAAACAGUUCUCGAUAAAACUUCAAAUUCGAAUAAAAUAAAUGAAGAACCACAAACUCCAGAUCCUAAAAUAAAAAAGACACUUCUCGAUAAAACUUCGAAUUCGAAUAAAAAGAAUAAAGAACCAACUACUCCAGAUCCUAAAAUAAAAGAAACACUUCUCGAUAAAACUUUGAAUUCGAAUAAAAAGGAUGAAGAACCAACUACUCCAGAUCCUAAAAUAAAAAAAACACUUCUUGACAAAACUUUGAAUUCAAAUAAAAAGAAUAUAGGAUCAUCUACUCCAGAUAAAACACUUGCAAACAAAAGUUUGCCUUUGAACAUAAGGUCUAGUGGACAUAGAAAUUCGGUUACGUUCGAUAAUUCAGAUGAUAAUGAUGUGGAAAAGAAAACUUAUCCCAGAACACCAUCACUCUUAAAAAGUAAAAGCUAUAUUGAAAUUGAUUCUUCAAAGUCAGAUUUAGAAGAAAAGAAACAGGAUUCCCACGGGCAACUACCAUUGCUAGAAGUAACUCCAAUAAAGUACAAAGUCUUAGACAAAUUGAAGAGUUCAACGCCUAUUAUUAACAGUGCAAAUAAAGUUACUAAAACAAAGGAUGAAUUAAAACAAAUUGACUUAGAAAUUGAAAAGUCAAUUACUUUAAAUUCAACAGCGGAGAAGAGUUGUGCCAAUUCAAUUGAUGAAUUGGUUGAAGAAAAAAGCUCUCCAAAAAAAACGACUGCACUUAAUACUUCAAGUGAGAACAAGGACGACUCUUCAAAGAGUAUUAACAAUUUUGCACAAUCAUGGACGCAAUGUAUUACAGUAAAAGUAGGCAACAAUUCCAAAAUUGAUACAAUUGCAGAAUCUAAGGCAUUAGAGGUUCAUGAAGAUGUGGAAAUAGAAAAUAUAUCACCACAGAAAAAUUCAUCACAAUUACAUUUACAACUUGAUUCCGAUGAACAAUCUAAUGCAGAAUCAAAUGAACAAUCUAAUGAAGAAUCUGAUGAAGAACAAACUAAAAAUAAGUUUGUUGAUGAUGAAGCAAUGGAUGCAGGAGAAGAUUAUUGUAGUGGUGAUUCAAUGGAUGAAGAAGAACGGCGUGAAAUGGAAGAAAAUGAUAUAAUACCUGAUGGUGAAUCCAUUGGCAGUUGUGAUACUGACGAGGGUGAUCUCAUAAGUGAAGAAGAUGACGAAAAAUUAUCUUUUAUUGCAACAAGUUCAGAAGAUGAAAUACAAAAUGUAGAUGAAGAUGAAAGUAAUAGUAGUAAUGAUAGUGAUAACUCCGUUGUAUUACAUAUAUCUGAUGAAGGAGACGAUGAUAAUGUUCUUGAGAUAAAACAAGUUUCUAAAAAUAAAAGAAAGCGUGUAAUUGAAUCGACCAGCGAAACUGAAGUGGAAACGCAAGACAAUGACAGUAAUUCUAAAAUUAAUAAAAUGGAUGUUAAAAAUAUGAAGGUUGAGAGGAAUACAUUUAAUUCAUCAUCGAAAUCAUCAAAUAGCAGUGAUCUAAGUGAGUCCGCAUUAAAAUUGCGGGUAGAGCCUAAAACAGAUCGUAAGUUAGAUAAAAGUGCUGUCAAGGAAUUAAAUGAGUCUCGUAAAAAAAUAUUGAAGGAUAUGAACAGAUCGGAUCGCUUCAAUAAAUCAUUUUUUGAUAAUGAAGCGCCACUAGAAUCCUCAUCUGAUGUAACAGAUGACGUUAAUCAGUCUAGCAGUUUAAGCGAUUCUCAAAAUGAAGCACAAGUCUUAAAAGAAAAGGAAAUUAAAAAAAAUCGGAAUGAAACUGAUGUUAAUAAAAGUGAUUUAGUAUCUGUACAAAAAUGUCCAUCAGAAUCAAAUGAUGAUUAUACAUCAUCUUAUGAUAAUAAAAUAUCUGAUAACAAAAAUGAGAAAUUCGGCAAAAUUAAUUUAAAUGAAUCGUUAAAAUCUACACAAAAGUCAGAUAAAAACGAUUUAAUCGAAGAAGAAGAAAUAGUGUCUAAAAAUCACACAGAAAUACAAAUAAAUAGAUCACAAGAAAGCAUGGAGGUAGACGAAGAUUAUAUAUUGAGUUCCAAUGACGAAGCAGAUAAUAUAAACAGUUCACAAGUAAAAUCAAAUUCUCAUAAAAAGGGCAAUAAAACUGUGGAAAAUGAUUUAACGGAGAAUGGCGAAAGAAGAAAGAAAGAUAGUAUUAAAAGAAAAUCACUAAAUAAAAGUAAAAAUGACUUUGAAAAUAAUCAAUCACUUAGUAGUAAUGAUAAGAAGAGUUCUAAAAAUAAAUCUUUCACUCACGAUAAACAAGAAGAAAUAAUUGAUAGUGUCGUUGAAAAUGCACAAGAAUAUUUAAUACAAACGGUAUCGAAAUCAUCUUCGAAGAAAAAAUAUAAGGAAAAUAAUGAUGUGUUUUCAUCUAGUUACGAUGAACAAGUACAAGGUAAACUAAACAACUCACAAAAAUCAGUCUCCAGCAAAGAAGUACGGAAAAACUAUGACAACAGUUCAUCGAGUGAUGCAGAAGUAACAGAAAAGAAUUUAGAGAAGCGUUCUAAAAAGAAAAUGAAGAAGAAACGUAAAGACGUUACUUCAUCUUGUGACGAUGAAGGAAAAUAUAAAUCACAAUCUUUAAGCGAAUCAUUAUCCAAAAAAGAAAAGAAUAAUUAUGAAGCAGAAUAUAAAUCGCAAAAAUUAGACUUCGACGAAGACGAAAAUCCUAACAGUCAAUUAGAAGAUGUAUUCAUUGACGAAAAAGAAGCAGAGUCCAGAUCGUCCAGAUCGGUACGAAAAUCAAUCUCAAACAAAGAAAAAUACAAUAAAGAUGAGAUGGACCGUGAAUUCAGUGAUGAAGAACAUAAAUUAGAAUCAUUAAAAAAAUCUAACUCUAAGAACAAAAAGCGUAGAAAGAAUUCUAUAAUCAGUGACGAAGAAGAGAUAAAACAUAAAUCAAAAUCGAUUAGCAAAUCAACACCUAAUAAAGAAAAUAGCGAUAUGGAAGAUUGUAUAUUCACUGAUGAUAAAGAAGAACGUAAAUCGCGAUCGGUACGUAAAUCACUUUCCAACAAAGAAAAAUAUAAUACGAUUGAAGAAGAUCAUGCAUACAGUAAUGAAGUAGAGAUUAUAAAUAUAUCAGAAGAAAAAGAAGACGUUGUUCUUGACAUCACUGAAGGAGAAGAGGUAAUAAAUAAAUCACGAACAUCCAGAAUAUCAUUACCCAACAAAGAAAAAAUGGCGAAGGAUAAAGAAUAUCAAUCGCAAUCGCUACAAAAAUUGUUCUUCAAUAAAGAAAAUGACAAUAAAGAUGGAUCAUAUAGUAUAUGUAGAGAUGAAUCAGAAGAUAAGCGUAAAUCACGAAAGCUGCGCAAAUCCAACUCUAACAAAGAAAAAACUAAUGAAGAGAAUAAUGUAUUCAAUGAUGUUAAAGAGACAGAACAUAAAUCACAAUCAUUCCAUAAAUCUCUUUCUAAUGAAGCUCAAAACAAUAUGAGUGAAGACGAUCAUAAGCUAAGUGGUGGAGAAGAGAUAGAACAUGAAAUCGAUGAAGUAGAGUCCAAUGAAGAAGUAGAGUCAGAACAUGUAGUCGAUUUUAAGUUCAGUAAUGAAGAGGAGUUAGAACAUGAAGAAGAUUUGGAGAAUAGUGAUGAAGAAGAAAUAGAACAUAAAACAAGAUCAUUUGGAAAAUCAAAUUCCUAUAAAGACAAAAAAUCUAAAAUUGAAAAGGGUCGUUCAUUCAUUGAUGACGACGAAGAAGAUAGGGUAUCAAGUGAUGAAGAACAGAUUGAAUAUAAAUCACAACCAUUAGAAAAAUAUGUAUCCAAGAACAAAGUAGAUCAGAACAAAAAUAAAAGUAUUUGUUCAUAUAAUGCUGAUGUAGAAGACGGAUAUAAAUCUUGCUUAUCACGAAAAUCACUUUCCAGUAAACAAAAGAAAAUAACGGAAUAUAUUUCUUCCAAUUUUGAUGAAGAGACAAAAUGUAAACCAGAAUCGCCACAAAAAUCAGUAUCUCGGAAAGAAAUUAAGAAAAAUAUUGAAAAUAUCCCGUCAUCUAGUGACGAAAGCAGUGAUUCAUCGCUUAAUGAGAGAAAAGAUGUAAAUAGUAAAUUAGAUGUUAAAAAACAUUCCUUAUACCAUAAACAAAAUGAAGAGAAAAUUGAAAACGAAGCUGAGACUAUUAGUCCUUCUAAAAGGAGGUCACUACUUAAUAAAAAAACCAAAAUUGAUGUCGGCAAGAAUAAUUCAUCUUGUAAUAUGGGAAACCUCAAUCAUUCAAAGAGAAAGUCCUUGUCUUUUGAAGAAAGUAAAUUAAAAUCAAUAGAAAAAAAUAAAUCUCUUAGAAAUUCAUUGCAUAAAAGGAAAGAAAAUGUUGAAACUAAGGAAUCGAUUUCACAGACUCAUUCUGAUAGUGAUUUUGUUGAAAUUCGGAAUAUGAGCGAUAAUGAAUCAAGUACUGAAGAAGAGAACGAGUGUGAUUUAUCUAAAAAUCUUUCAUACAAAAAUGUUAAAUAUUUAAAUGAACAAGAGGAGGCCGAUUCAAGUGAUGAGGAUAAAAUAGAGAUAAAUAAGAAAUCCGUAAAUAAGUCAACCAAAAAGAAGUAUUCAUUGAAUAAACGUAAUGAACUACCAACUUCAUCCUCUGAACCAGAAAAAAACGAAGCAGAUGUGUCAGAUCAAAGUCAAACGCUGAAUAAUAAACACUCAUUAAACACAAAUUCCAAGAUUCAAACCGCAAUUUUAUCAAAUUCAAAGAAAAGAAAAUUUAGAAAAGAUUUAGAAAGAAUAAGUAGUUCAGAUGAAGACGAAAUCAAGUUAAAGGCGACAGCCAAAGUAAGUAGCCGUUUAUGCACAAGUUUUAUUGAUUUUAAUAAGAUAGCGAACGAAAAAUACUAUGAGAAACUACAUACAUCAUGUACGGUGAACACAUUUGAAGUUGGGGAUCCUGAACAUCAAACCGAUGAGAGUGGCUAUGAAAAAGUUGAAGAACAUACCACCCAACUCAUACAAGCAGUAGAAACAAACAGUGAUGAGUUUCACGGUGCAGAGGAGCAUGUUUUCACAAAUUUUGAGCAAAUAGAUAAAAUCCAUGUUGAUAAUCGUCGUCGAAGUUUAGCUCCAACAGGUCAUCGCAUUCCUGAUCAAUCUUUGAAUGCAGGUCAAUCAUUUAUAGAAAAUAUUUCUGAAGAUAAAAAAGAAACACGUAAAGAUAAAAAUAUUAAAAGGAAACGCUUGACACAAAGUUUUUGCAGUGCCGGUUCACUCGAUACCACAGACUUUGAGUUGCAUCAUGUAAACAAGAAACGUAAAAUUUUGGAACAAAAUGAUUCAGAAGUCGAUAAGAGUUUGGAAGAUUUAACUGCUAAGAACUUGAAAGAUGUACUUGAAAAGAGCAAAAACGAAGUAUCUCAAGAAGAAGAUACAAAUCGUGAAGUUCCCAAAAAGGCUGCGAUUGAUAAUGUGAACAGUCCAGUCGUAAAUAGCAAAAAUGAUUUUAAACGAAAAGAAAAAACCAAAUUAGCUGUGGAACAAGCACUAAAAUUUUCAGCAGAUGUUAUUACUCAAAUGUCUAAGAAGAAAAAGAAAAAUAAGAAGUUGGUGGAUGGAAAUAAACUUGCUUCAAAACAGGAUCAAAUAACAGAAGAGUCAAUUUCUGAAACAGUACCAAAAUCUGAAGAUCAAGCACAGACAUCGAAUGAAGUACAUAAAAUAAAAUCUUCUGCUGGGGAUAUAAUAGAAACACCCAUUACACCAAAAAAGAAAAUUCACAUUACCACAUUUAAUUUGCCAACUGGAACUGUUUGUGUCGAACCCAUGACACCGUGUCGUAAAGCAAUAGUAAAUGGUUUUAGAGAAAGUCCAUUUACACCAAAAUGUGUCGGCUUUAAGGUAGAAAGUAACUGCCAGGAUUUGUCUCCUACAUCAUCUCGUAAAAGCCGCAAACGCAAACGUUAUAUCGAGGAACCGAAACAUUCGUUACCGAAACCAAAAUGGACUCAAUCAGGCCAAUUUAUAGAGGAAGAUUUGUCAACAGGUGAAAUUGUGAAUUUAAAAAAAGGCAAGAAAGUUGAUAGCCUACAGUUAAGUAAGGAGAGCGCUCUUAAUUUUAAAAAUAGAGCUCUAUUUCGCAAGAACAUACAAAGGGAAAGUUCUCAAACGUUGCUUAGACGCAAAGAACGUGGUUUCCAGAACAAAUUUUAAUUUGCUUUUUUACAUUUAAGUUGAAAUUUAAGUUACUCUUAAUUUAAUUUUCAUAUAUUAGU
Messenger RNA from Teleopsis dalmanni, 8393 nucleotides. Its product is annotated as MATH and LRR domain-containing protein PFE0570w-like. The record is from RefSeq and is a predicted model, not a curated record. NCBI's taxonomy places the organism in Eukaryota, Metazoa, Arthropoda, Insecta, Diptera, Diopsidae. Bases 178 to 8331 code for a protein of 2717 amino acids. The transcript has 10 exons.